This is a messenger RNA of Eremothecium gossypii ATCC 10895, 1107 nucleotides long. RefSeq names its product Set6p (gene SET6). Gene Ontology annotation, molecular function: protein binding. Gene Ontology annotation, cellular component: nucleus. Lineage: Eukaryota; Fungi; Ascomycota; Saccharomycetes; Saccharomycetales; Saccharomycetaceae. The record is from RefSeq and is marked provisional. The transcript has a single exon. Bases 1 to 1107 code for a protein of 368 amino acids.
AUGGAGCCGGCACACAUCCAAAUCCAGAUCUCAGAAUUAUUUGAGGUCAAGCUAACGGACUACGGCGGCAGAGCGUGCUUUGCGCGGCAGAGCCAGCAGCGCGGGGAUACGGUCCUGAAACUGACGCAAGCACUGGGGUCCUCUAUAGCAUAUGAAUACCGGAAGGAGGUUUGCCACUUUUGCUUUGCGUAUGAUGCUGGAGCUGUCAUGAAGACGAAAAUAGGACAUGCGGAGGCAAGAUUUCAACCAUCUAUCACCGGCGCCAGCAGUUUCGGCGGAGGCGGCCUCCGAUUUUGCUCGGAAAUAUGCAAGAACGCAUAUAUGCAGAUGGAGUCCGCCGAAGAGCUGGUGGAGGCCUUUGAAACUUUGCUGCAGGCUUUUCAGAGAAGCAACAAGCGCAGAAAUACGGAUCUCCAAGACGAUGACUGCGGGAACGCUGUCAUCACGGAAGCAAUUAUAGAAGAAAGAUGGCGGUAUGUAGAAAACGAAUGGACUCCAAAAUUAUCUGCAAUGAAGCCGAGCAAACGGCAUCUGAUGAUUCCUGCGAUUGACGAAGAGGUUUACUCGUGUGCAAGAUUUGUUACUGAAUGCCUGUUCAGGCUAAAACAUCUGCCAAAUGAAUCAACCAUGUACCAAGCUUUCGACCAGUUGCAAUCCAAUGAGCUACAGAAAAUAACUGAAUUUCCUGUACUUCUAGAGUUCCAACUAAAAGUGUACAAGUUCUUAAAAGUAGUACUUCCGAUUGGUCUGCGAGAUCUGCUCUCAUCGGCGCUUUUCCGUAAAAUAUUGGGCAGUGAAUACGGGAACUCGUUCGGGAUCUGGGAACAGAACGAGGGGAAUUAUAGUAGAGAUUACCUGGGAUAUUGGGUCCUCCCGGAAGCUUCCUAUUUCAACCAUUCAUGCGCUCCAAAUUUGGCCAAAAAGAGAGUUGGGCGUGAGAUGUAUUUCGUGCUGACUUCUGACGUUGCUGCUGGUGAGCAACUGUGUAUUGACUAUAAGGGGAUACUGGACUUACCGGUGGUUGAAAGGCGCAAUAUAUUACACAGCAACUGGUUCUUUGACUGCGCUUGCGAGCGCUGCGCUCUAGAGUUGCAGUCGAUCCAUUAA